CACCACACUGCGACUGCUUCAAAUCGGGGCGGAGUGUCAACAAUAAAAGCGCACGGUGGUUCAUGCAUGCAGUCAUCCAGAGAGAUUCAGCGGCUCUAUCUCCAUCCUCUACCCGCCUCUCGAUGGAGGAUCUCCCGCAGCUGCCUCCGGAAGUCUGGGUGUACAUCUUGAGCUUCCUGAGCACCGAGGAGAAACACACGGUGCGCUUCGGCUGCAGACAGCUGAAGGUGCUCAUCGAUCAGCCGUCUUUGUGGAGGAAUCACACCGUGAUGCUGUGCGACCUGAGACGAUAUACCUACGGUUUCUGGGACAUGCUGCGAGACCGAAAACUUACCCGGGUUGCGGUGCGUCAUUUGCGGCGUAAAGAGUGGCGUCGCCUCGUUAAAUUCCUCCCGACGCUCAGCGCGGUGGUCUUCGUGGACGGAGGGAGGAAAUACAAAGGGAAAUACAUGGAGAAUCUGGCGCAUUUUCCCGGGCUGAAGGACAUCGGGGUGAGGAACGGCACCUGGGAGGAGCCCAUGCUAGGGUCCAGUCUCACCUCUAAGCUCCAGGAGCGCCUGACUCACCUGAGCGUGUGCAAUGUGAAGCUGCCCUGCUGCGUGCACUUCAUCCAGUGCGUGUCUCACCUGGUGAACCUGCAGUACCUGCUGUUCCACCAGCAGGGGGAGGGCUACGGGCUGGACACCGUGAGGCCCGUGCCCUGCGAGGUCUUCCACAACCUCCUGCUGAGCCUGAAGAAACUGAAGCACCUGUCCUGGGGGAUGAGAGGGGAACCACCUGCACCUCUACCUGACAACUACCUGAGUCCAUCAGACCCAGAACACACAGGUGUUCCCAGGUACGGAGGCCCGACGCUCACCAGUCUGGAGCUGGUGGAUUACCCAGAAUGCAUCCUGCCUGAGAACGCCCUGCAGAGCUUCUCGUCUCUGCGCUCUCUCACUGUUCGGUACAGAUACAUCAGAGAGGGCAUCGAGUGCCGCCUGGCCUCCUGGCUGAAGCCCCUGCAGCAGCUGGAGACCCUCUGCAUCGUCGGGGGAAACUCUCUGGCCGCCUACACCACCACCAUCCCCUCCAGUGUGUCCCGCCUCACGCUCAGAGUGGCUAUAACUCUGAAGGACAUGGACUCCAUCGCUCCCAAAGUCCCGGCUCUGGAGCAUCUGGACAUCGAGCAGAACAGAUCCAGCGGGAGUCUCUGCAGACGGAUCCCCAUGCUGUUCCCUCAGCUCAAAACACUCAGGAUACGGUUUUUCCGCAGAGAGCCGGAGAAAGACCUCCUGAGCCUCCAUCGCCUGCGGCACCUGGUGCGGCUGGAGCUCCUGGUGGAGAGGUCCUUCAUCCUGAGGGACUAUCUGAACGGACACCCCUGGCCCAGCCCCUGCGUCCAGGAGCACAUCAACCAGCUGAGAGAGCUGUCGGAGAACCGCAUCACCGUCAUCACCACCAUGAGGCGGAGGAACCCUCUGAGGGAGUGUGACUGUGUGUGGGAGGGAGACUGAGAGGGGGGGGGUUUCCUCUUUGAGAAGAAAGAAGACUUCGGAAAGGGUGUAAAGACGGACGGAAACGAAGCUCGUAUGAAAGAGACAGAAUACGACGUCUUUUUUUACACAAUCGAUCCAAGGUUAGCCAUCGCUUUGACUCGAAACCCCUUGAAGAUGAAGUUCUGUAUUUUACUUGAUGCCGGGUCCACUUCUGCAACAUCAAAUCAGUGUGUUAUCCCCUCAUUUAACAUCUGCUACACAUGCAAUCGUUUACAUAUUGAGGGUGUUUGGGGGUCCCUCUAAAGUUCACAUUGAGGUCAAUCCAGCUCUAAUGUGAAGGUCAAUAUGAAAGCUGAAAAUAACUGUUGAAUCAAACUAGAACUUUGUAUUGUUGAACUGAAGGUAAAAAUGAAGACAGCAGGUAUGGGACGUGUUGCAUUAACCAGGAGGUUAGGUUUCUUAGACAAAGAAAAAGACCUGGUAUCUAGAAUAAAUCAAAUCAAACCCAGUAAGACUCGGGUCAGUGUUUUUCUCGUUGAUAUGGACACAUAGUCUCCCUGCAGGGCUCCCUUGAAAAAGAGGUCAAUGAUCUCAAUGGGAUACCACCUGGAUAAAUAAAGGUUUGAAAUAGUUCUCUAUGAUUAGUUUGAUACGUUUCUGUAUAUUUUAUUUGUUUAAAUGAUGAAUGCACGCAAAGGACGAGGCAGUACAAACUAUUUGUGUUUUUUAUUAUCUCUAAGCCUUUUUAUUUUCACAUGGAAGUGUUGAACUCACAGAAAACGUUCCCCCAAAGAACUAAUGAUGCCCCUCUGAUUGUUCAGUGGAUUUUCUUUUUUUUUAAAUAAACGUCCUUAUUUGCCGCAUUUGUACUGCAAACAUACUUUUAAAGAGUCCCUAUCAUACUUUGUUCCCCUCUCCUGUAGUGAGUUAUAUUUGUGUGCAUGUUAAUGGUCUGCAAAGGCUCAAAUCCCAAAGUUCCUGAACAUAUGACAUCACGAUGUAAUACUCGCGCUCCUAUUGGCUAGCGCUCUGACAUAUUGUACGUGAUAGGCUAAAGGGGCGGGACAUCUCUAAGUGGUUGACCAAUCACAACAGAGCAGUAGCUCAAAAGGAAGUGUUUUGUUUUUUACAAUUAUUCUACAAAUCCCUGUCUUCCCCUUUAUUUCAGUGUCAAUCUGAAAAGUACUCGCCGCACUAAAUGAACCCGCACUGAUGUCUUUUUUUCAUUGGUGUAAUAUCUGUUAUUGUCCAUAGUUUAUUUAGCAGUUCCUUUGUUAUUGAUUGAGGUUAGCAGCAGUUAUGCAAAUGCAGAGAGAAGCUUAGCUGGAAAACUUCCUUCAUGUUUUCAUGGUCCUCACGUUCAGAAAGUGAAGCUGGAUUAUCGUCUGUUUGCUGAAUCACAUGAAGGUCAAUUGUGUUUUAUUCAUAAUAAAAUGAUCCUGAAUUUCA
Messenger RNA from Trematomus bernacchii (emerald rockcod), 2927 nucleotides. RefSeq lists its product as uncharacterized. The coding region runs from base 63 to 1496 and encodes 477 amino acids. Lineage: Eukaryota; Metazoa; Chordata; Actinopteri; Perciformes; Nototheniidae. The transcript has 5 exons. The record is from RefSeq and is a predicted model, not a curated record. Gene Ontology annotation, molecular function: protein binding.